CGGCGGGUUCGCGGCCGGGGCGUGCGCUGACGGGCCGGGGCCCGGAGGACCAGCAGCACCCUGAAGACGAGCUCGCAGCCCACGACCGGACGAGCGGACGGCGCCGCUCCUGCUGCUGCUGCUGCGGCUGCGGCGGGCUCGGGCGCGCGGCCCGGUGGCACCGAGGACCACCGCGGCACCAGCUGCGCGGCGGGCUCCUCGGAUCCGGGCGCACCACCAGUUUAUGGUGUGCAGUCUUUUAUGGUGAAACAGUGCUGCAGUGAGCAAUGACGUGCUUGUUGGUGGCCUGGCCCUCGUGAUGAUGAAUUUGGAGGUACUUCUCUGAAGAAAUGCCACAUGGUCCAAGAAGAGACAUGUCCUGGUUAUUGCCGCCUUAGGCAACUAGGAGCUGAUGACAGCGUUUCCCCAGGAAUCAGGCGUGGUCUGACCCAGGAACAAGAAGCACAUCCUCACCAAUGACAUCAUGACAGCAAGAGAGCACAGCCCACGCCAUGGCACCAGGGCCCGUGCAAUGCAGCGGGCUUCCACCAUUGAUGUGGCAGCUGACAUGCUGGGCCUCUCCCUGGCAGGAAACAUACAGGACCCAGAUGAGCCCAUUUUAGAAUUCAGCUUAGCUUGUAGUGAGCUGCACACUCCAUCGCUAGAUCGAAAACCAAAUAGUUUUGUAGCAGUGAGUGUCACCACCCCUCCUCAGGCAUUCUGGACGAAGCAUGCACAGACGGAGAUCAUUGAGGGAACCAACAAUCCUAUAUUUCUGAGCAGCAUUGCCUUCUUUCAAGACUCUCUUAUCAAUCAGAUGACACAAAUCAAGCUAUCCGUGUACGAUGUCAAAGAUAGAUCUCAGGGAACAAUGUACCUACUGGGCUCUGGAACAUUCGUUGUCAAAGACCUGCUACAAGACAGGCAUCAUAGGUUGCAUUUAACACUAAGGUCUGCAGAGAGUGACCGCGUGGGUAACAUCACUGUGAUCGGCUGGCAGAUGGAGGAGAAGUCAGACCAGCGGCCCCCGGUGACCCGGUCUCUGGACACUGUCAAUGGGAAGAUGGUCCUGCCUGUUGAUGAGAGCCUGACCGAGGCAUUGGGAAUUCGAUCCAAAUAUGCUUCGUUGCGAAAAGACACUUUACUGAAGUCAGUGUUUGGAGGUGCCAUCUGCCGCAUGUACCGCUUCCCAACCACCGAUGGCAACCACCUGCGGAUCCUGGAGCAGAUGGCAGAGAGCGUGCUUUCCUUGCAUAUACCCCGGCAGUUUGUGAAGCUCCUGCUAGAAGAAGAUGCGGCACGAGUGUGUGAGCUGGAGGAACUAGGGGAGCUGUCCCCUUGCUGGGAGAGCCUGCGGCGCCAGAUUGUCACCCAGUACCAGACCAUCAUCCUCACAUACCAGGAGAACCUGACCGACCUCCAUCAGUACAAAGGUCCUUCCUUUAAAGCAAGCAGUUUGAAAGCUGAUAAAAAGUUGGAAUUUGUUCCCACAAACUUACACAUACAAAGGAUGAGAGUUCAAGAUGAUGGAGGAUCAGAUCAGAACUACGACAUCGUCACCAUUGGAGCACCAGCAGCACACUGCCAAGGUUUUAAGUCAGGAGGUCUCCGCAAAAAGCUGCACAAAUUUGAAGAGACAAAGAAACACAGUUUUGAGGAGUGUUGCACAUCGUCUGGCUGUCAGUCCAUAAUCUACAUACCACAGGACAUUGUCAGAGCCAAGGAGAUCAUCGCCCAGAUCAAUACGCUGAAAACUCAAGUUAGUUAUUACGCGGAACGGCUCUCAAGGGCAGCUAAGGACAGGUCUGCCACUGGCCUUGAGAGGACACUUGCCAUCUUGGCAGACAAGACCCGACAGUUGGUUACAGUCUGCGACUGCAAGCUGCUGGCCAACUCCAUCCAUGGGCUGAAUGCAGCACGGCCUGACUACAUUGCCUCCAAGGCCUCCCCGACCUCGACUGAGGAGGAGCAGGUGAUGCUUAGGAAUGACCAGGACACCCUUAUGGCCAAGUGGGCAGGGAGAAACAGCCGCUCUUCCCUUCAGGUGGAUUGGCACGAGGAGGAGUGGGAGAAAGUAUGGCUGAAUGUGGACAAGAGCCUGGAGUGCAUCAUCCAGCGAGUGGACAAGCUGCUGCAGAAGGAACGCCUGCAUGGCGAGGGCUGUGAGGAUGUCUUGCCCUGCACAGGCAGCUCCACCAGCAAGAAAGGUAACCAGGACGGCCAUGCCUACUGGAUCAGACCGGAGGACCCCUUCUGCGAUGUCCCCUCGUCGCCAUGCCCCUCCUCCAUGCCUGCUGCAUGCCAUCCUCACUCAGCCACACAUUGCAGUCCCCCUCCUGAAGAGUCCAGCCCAGGUGAAUGGAGUGAGGCCCUCUACCCGCUGCUGACCACCCUCACAGACUGUGUGGCCAUGAUGAGCGACAAGGCCAAGAAGGCGAUGGUCUUCCUCCUCAUGCAGGACAGCGCUCCCACCAUAGCCACAUACCUGAGCCUGCAGUACCGCCGCGAUGUGGUCUUCUGCCAAACCCUGACUGCACUCAUCUGUGGCUUCAUCAUCAAGCUGAGGAACUGCCUACAUGAUGACGGCUUCCUGCGGCAGCUCUACACCAUCGGGCUGCUGGCCCAGUUUGAGAGCCUGCUGAGCACCUACGGUGAGGAGCUGGCGAUGUUGGAGGACAUGAGCCUUGGAAUCAUGGACCUGAGAAACGUGACCUUUAAAGUCACACAGGCCACUUCGCAUGCACCCACUGACAUGCUGCCUGUCAUCACAGGAAACCGCGAUGGGUUCAACGUGCGGAUCCCGCUGCCAGGCCCACUGUUUGAUGCACUGCCCCGGGAGAUCCAGAGCGGCAUGCUCCUGCGGGUGCAACCUGUCCUCUUCAACGUGGGCAUCAACGAGCAGCAGACGCUGGCCGAGAGGUUUGGGGACACCUCUUUACAAGAAGUGAUCAAUGUGGAGAGCUUGGUGCGGUUAAAUUCCUACUUUGAGCAGUUCAAGGAAGUUUUGCCUGAGGACUGUCUACCUCGGUCUCGGAGUCAGACCUGCCUGCCAGAGCUGCUGCGGUUCCUAGGUCAGAAUGUGCACGCCCGGAAGAACAAGAACGUGGACAUCCUGUGGCAAGCUGCUGAGAUCUGCCGCCGCCUUAAUGGGGUCCGGUUCACCAGCUGCAAGAGUGCCAAGGACCGCACGGCCAUGUCGGUGACACUGGAGCAGUGCCUGAUCCUGCAGCACGAGCACGGCAUGGCCCCACAGGUCUUCACACAGGCCCUGGAGUGCAUGCGCAGUGAGGGUUGUCGAAGAGAAAAUACAAUGAAGAAUGUUGGAAGUCGCAAAUAUGCGUUUAAUUCCCUGCAGCUGAAGGCUUUCCCCAAGCAUUACAGACCUCCCGAAGGGACUUACGGCAAGGUUGAGACUUGAACACACGCUGUCCUCUCAUUAGCGGUUCCAUAACACACGUGGGUACCCUCUAGGGUCAGACACGAAUUCUUCAAGAAGACCCGAAGGAUCGGUUUCUAUUUUUGUGUGUGUGUGUGUUUUUGUUUUUUUUUUUUUCUUUCUUUUUUAAAUCUUUCACCGAAGAGUUUCUGGCGCAUGUCUGUUUUCCUUUUUCAUUGGCAUCAAUUGGAGGUCAUGUGUGGCUCAGUAGCAUGGCCAGAGACAACUACUCAUUGAAGUAGCCUUCAGUGGUAGCCCCAGGUGUGAAGUGAGCUGCCGAGCCAGGCUAGCGGUGUCUGAAAUGCUACAAGACUGUUUCAGAUGUCUCCCUAGGAACUGCUCACCCACCUCAUUUUUCUACUUGAGUCACCCAGAAGUGAGCAUCAAGUUGCAAUCUGCUUUUUACAAACCCGAAUGUAAAACAGCCCAUACUCUUGUAAGGGAUUGCAGACCAUUCAGUGGCAGCCACUGGUGUGUAGGGGGAGGUGGAGAGUAAGUGACCAUGGUGACCUGCUCUGUCCACACUCUGAGAAGUGGGAAGUGGAAGGGAAGGUGGAGGAGCGAGUUGAGGUGAGAUUUGAUUAGAAGGAACCCGGCCAGUGACCAGGCCUCUUUCCGUCCUUAGGAGCUACAUAGCAGAGUGUCUCCUUGUGACAGAGUGGCAGCCUGGGCACAGGCAGCUCGCUCCUCCAAGCUCCAGGGCUGUGUCCCACCCCAUCCCCAGGACACGCGUUCCCUUCUGUAGACGUUGAGUUACGUCACUCAAGGCACCUCAGAUGUGGCCUAUGUAAUGUCUGAGGGACGCCACUCUAGUGGCGAAUUCCUAACUGUAGAGCUGCUGGGAACUUUGGUAUACCCAGAGUGUUCUUUUGCAGGAUCUCCAGUAUAUAUUCAUCUAAAACACAGUACAAUCAUGUCUGGAUGUCUGAUGGAAGUAUCUUCUUUUUAGGUUUGCAAAAUUGUGAUUUGUUGCUUUGUUCUGUAAGACAACUGUUGAGAAACAUUUAAAAUGAUCUCAGAUGAGCUUGUUGAAGGGAUUUCUCUAGGUCAUAAAACUGAGGAAAUUUGUGGGAAAUCAUGUCUGGUCACCUUUCCUGAGAUGCUGAUGAGUCUCCUGUGCACCUAGCAGAGCCCGAUUCUGUUUGUCAUGAUGACGUUUACAUGUUCUUCAUGAGGCUGUGAAAGCAGCAGAUGGUGGCCUACAUCCACGUGGCUCACCCCAGUGAUGUUUAUAAACCUGUUGGCAGUUCUUGCAGCUGAAAAAUCCAGAUACUUUGAGCUCCUUCAUAAACGUGCAAAGAACUUGAGCGUGGGAUACUGGGAUGCAGGCAGGACUGCUCCCGAGCUGGAGCACAGAAGGGCUGGCCAUCACAUGCCAUGGGGAUGGGUGAUCUUCCUCCUGUUCAGAGCCUGUCUCCAGCUGCCCACAGGGGAGCACACAACAACAGCUGGGGAGGGGCUUUCACAAGGCUGCCCUCAGAGUGGGAUGCACUGUGUAGGGGCCCGUCUGCCUGCUGCACAGGCGGCUGCAACUGGCGCCAACACUGCCUGCUCUUAGGGGAGGCCAGCUUGCUUCCGGUGUGGCCCAGUUAGCCUUUCUCGUCACACAGUUUCAUGGGAUUUGUACGUUUUUGUGGCAUCUUUUCUUAUUCUACCAUCCCUACCAUUUUUAAAAGAUUUCUCUUAAAAUGUUAUCCAUAUUUGUUUCCAGAUAUUUUUUUUCAUUUAUUUGAAUUACAUUAAAUAUUUGCAGCCUAUGAAAGGGAGUAGAACGGAUGUUGGGGUACCUCCCCAGCCGUUGGGCGUGUGCUACCUUUGGGCAGGCUAUUUCCCCCCUUUGGCUCUCAGUCGUGGAUCACGGUAGGAUGCCAAGGCUUGGCUUCCAGUGUUCUCUCUGAAGGCACCUGUUGGCUUGGCAUUCCCAGGCCAGCGGCCAAGGGCACAGCCAGUGGCUCAGGCUCCUCCUCCAUGAGGGAGCCAGAGCUGGCAGCUGCAGAGGGAUGCAGUUUUCUAGUCCUGUAAAACCCAGUUUCCAUCCCUCGCAUCCCUGCAGCACGGUGUAAAAAAACGUGGCGGGCAGUGGGGGCCACGGCACAGCUACCUUCGGUCUCUAAAGAUGUAAAUGUGCUGUGUCGUCUGACUCAGUGCAGACACGACUAUCUGCCAGGCUUAGUGCAUACAAAUACCUUUAUUUAUUUGUUCUGGGCAGUAUUAAUAUAUAAAUAUAUAUAUACAAUCACAUAGCUACUGUUUUAUAUAUUCUUAGCUCAUUCAAAGCCAUGUAUGCUGUAAAUGUGCUAGUCUCUAGAAUGACAAAUAAUAAAAUAACUGACAACAACCCUGA
Molecule: messenger RNA, 5759 nt
Organism: Ochotona curzoniae (black-lipped pika)
Lineage: Eukaryota; Metazoa; Chordata; Mammalia; Lagomorpha; Ochotonidae
Gene: INPP4A
Product: inositol polyphosphate-4-phosphatase type I A
Exons: 27
Coding region: 464-3397 (977 amino acids)
Cellular component (GO): cytoplasm
Molecular function (GO): phosphatidylinositol-3,4-bisphosphate 4-phosphatase activity
Source: RefSeq, a predicted model, not a curated record